GCUUUUCUUGGUGAUGAAGCGGAGUCGUUUAAGAGCCUAACACCUGAGGAAAGCAAGGCAAGGUUGAGUAAGAUCCUGGAGAAGGUUGAUAUAAACAAGGACGGACUAGUUAGUGUAGAGGAACUCAGGGUCUGGAUUAAGGAUACAGGUAUACGGAGUGUGGUUGAAAGAACGGACAUCUUCUGGUAUAGAUCUAACCCGGAGAAUAAAUCUCAACUCAGCUGGGAUGAAUAUAGAGCAAGGCAGUACGGAUUUCUUACAGAUAGUCUGGAUGCCCGGGAGGAUGGAAGAUGGAUUGGGGAAGAUGAUGUUGAUUCAGAUACUCUCAGGAUAUACAGGAACCUAGAAGAAAGGGAUAGAAGGAGAUGGACGGUUGCUGACAGGAAUAAAAACCUUGAGCUGGAUAAGGUUGAAUUUCGAGGAUUUCUACACCCUGAAUCUGAACCUCACAUGACGGAUAUUCUGGUAAUGGAAACCAUGGCAGACCUUGACAAGGACGGAGAUGGAAAAUUGAAUUUGACUGAAUACGUUCUCAAUAUUUUCGGUGAUACUAAGAGUGUAGCUGACUGGGAAUCAGGAAGUUUACAGUUCAAACAGUACAGAGAUACAAAUAAAGACGGAUUCAUAGAUAAAAAAGAACUCCAGGCCUGGUUGCUUCCUACUGAUUAUGAUCCACAUGAAGCAGAAGCUGAACACCUAGUACUGGAGUCGGAUACUAAUGGAGAUAGAUUACUCAGUAAAGAUGAAGCACUUACCAGGUACAGUAUAUUUGUGUCGAGUCAAGCAACAAAUUUUGGAGAAGAUCUGCACAUUCACCAUGACGAGCUUUAAGUCUUUAUAAUCCAACUUUAUUCCGUUUGUUUUAAUAAACAAAUUUUUGUCAAGCAUUUUGGUAAUUAUAUUUAUGUAAUUAAAAUUUGUAUAAUGUAAUUGAGUAAAUGAGAAAAAAACACCACAAAAAAAGCAAAUAUUUGGUUUUACGACAAACACCGGAUAUGUAAAUUUAAUUGCCAUGUUUACUGAUAAAUGAAUUCCUCCAAAAAAAAAAUAUUCAUGUUCGCUUCACAACGGUACCCUGUAAACACUUUUUGUCGAGCAUGAGUUUACGCGCGUAUGAAUCCAUUGUAAUUGUUAAUAAAUUGGUAUGUAUGAAA
Messenger RNA from Eurytemora carolleeae, 1154 nucleotides. RefSeq names its product calumenin-A. The record is from RefSeq and is a predicted model, not a curated record. Gene Ontology annotation, molecular function: calcium ion binding. Gene Ontology annotation, cellular component: endoplasmic reticulum. Lineage: Eukaryota; Metazoa; Arthropoda; Copepoda; Calanoida; Temoridae.